AAUAUUAUUUGUCAAUGUUUCAGAGCCUCUUUGAAGAUAUCAACCGGGAAGUUAUGCUCGGUUCACUGAUGGGUGUGCUGUUGCACAGUUGGGGAGAUACGUCAGUGCUUGUCACGGCAGUCAGCAAGACUAAACCUACACCAUCCUCCUUUCUCCCACUGGUGGUGGACUACAGGCAGAAAGCUGCUGCAGCCGGACGUAUACCGACAAACUUUUUAAGAGACGAGAGCUAGGGCCAUCAGAAACAAGAGGUUCUAACCAGUCGAUUAAUUGAUAGAUCGUUAAGGCCACUUUUUCCAAAAAACUACAUGUUUGAUACUCAGAUAAUGUGUAAUUUAUUAGCAGUGUGAUAGUAUGCACCACGCUGAUGUUUUAAGUAUUAAUGCCGCGUCAGCUGCCUUUGAGUUUGUCGGAUAUCCCUUGGAAUGGACCCAGUGGGUGCUGUACGUGUAGGAUUAUGUGAUAACGAAGUUAGUUAUCAAUCCCACACGUAGGGAACAGGCCAGCAGUGAUUUGAAUUUAGUGGUUUCUGCAACCUCUCAAAGUUUAGUUAGUUGUGAUGCUGGAAAGGUUCAGCUAAUAAUGAUUUAAUCAGCAGGAUUUUCUAAAAGGCAAUCAAAGCCGGUGUGAAAGAGUGCCAGAAGAUAGUACAGACAAUUUUCCAAUUGCAGAAUAGCUGUGGUAAGCCAAUAGCGGACGUAUGAAACAAAGUCAGAGCCAGACAAAUCUGUGGUGGAGUCUGUGAGGGCACUGAGUGAGAUGCGACUGCGAGAAGUGUUCCAGGACUACGAGCAUGACAAGCUGUCACGAGAUGAGGCUGUCAGGAACAUUCACAAUGACGUGUUAGAGAAGAUAAGGUUAGGAAUGGAGGCACCUCCAGAUCAAGAGACACUGUCCAGGAUAUUUGGUAAUAAUGCAAGAGAAACAUUUCGAGACUUGAUAUUUGAAAAUAAUAAGAGAUGUGAUGGUCGUCGCCCUAGACCAACUGAGGGCGAUCAGCUGUUGAGGUGGAUCUAUACAAACCUCUCCAUGGCUCAGCACUGUUCCAGCGAGGCCAGACACAAGUGUUGUGCACCGUAGCGCUUGACUCGCUUGAGUCGGCUGUUAAAUCUGAUCCAGUCUCUGUACUUCUCAGGUCAGACUCAAACCGUUAA
This is a messenger RNA of Homalodisca vitripennis (glassy-winged sharpshooter), 1154 nucleotides long. Its product is annotated as polyribonucleotide nucleotidyltransferase 1, mitochondrial-like. Lineage: Eukaryota; Metazoa; Arthropoda; Insecta; Hemiptera; Cicadellidae. The transcript has 2 exons. The record is from RefSeq and is a predicted model, not a curated record. Gene Ontology annotation, molecular function: RNA binding. Gene Ontology annotation, biological process: RNA processing. Bases 760 to 1080 code for a protein of 106 amino acids.